Molecule: messenger RNA, 783 nt
Organism: Mesorhabditis spiculigera
Lineage: Eukaryota; Metazoa; Nematoda; Chromadorea; Rhabditida; Rhabditidae
Source: the annotation of a GenBank genome assembly
AUGAGCAUGAUACAAUCAAGCGAGCCACCAGAAGACGCCGACCCUCAAGUCCAGUGCAUUUUGUGCAACGUGCCCUUCGGCCUGACCGCACUGCACGAGCACAUUGCAGUCACGCAUCAUGCCUUGAUCAUGUACACGUGCGCUUGCAAUCAGAAGUUCUUCCUCGAUCUACUGGCGCUCCAGCAUCGCAUCUACUGUGGGCAGACGCUUCACCCAACGCCAAUCGUACAGCCCGAAUACGGAGUGAAAAUCGCCGUGAUUCGACGCGAUUUCUCGGACUCGUUGAUGCGGUUCAUUCACGUCAAAGCACGAGAAAAAUGUGAGAAAAUACAUGGCAUCAAACUUCCAUUGCGGAACGGCCGUCAGGACGGUGUUACCGCUGCCCGUCCAUCUGCUUCCGGGGACACGGAGACCAGCGGCAUCAGCAUGGGAUCACCGGGACGUCAUGGGGCCGAAGACAUGUCGCCAAAGCCUGGAGAGCCCUCGCUGCCGCCCAGACUGCGUGAUUGGCUCUUCACGGAUAAGGAGUCACCGAGUAAGGGCCAUCCCGCCACACCAAUGAGGGUCUCGUUGACUCGCGAUUCGCACUCGAGGGGACGCCAGAGCAUCGCCACACCGUUGAGCCCGCCUCCGGCAAGUGUCAGCUCCAACGAUCUGACGCCGCUUCGCAUCCCGCAACAAAUCGGUUGGCGUCUCCUCCCCAUUAACAUCCCGCCUCGGCCAAAGCUUUGUUUCCCGCUGCCGGAUGAGGACCCGCGCCGGAUCAUCUACGAAUUCCUGCUC